AUGUCCAAGUUCAAGCACUCGAACACCAAGCGCCGCGGGCUGGUGGUGUACGGCUCCGUGGGCAAAGGCGGUUUGUUUUUGCCCCAGGACUUCAGCGACCAGCCCGACCUCGACGAGGACCAGCAGCCCCUCAUCACCCCGCAAUCGCCAGGGUUGGCCCACCACCUGGACAUCAGGGACGAGCUCGUCGCCCAGGAGCGUGAGUUCUUGCUGGACUUAAACCUCCACCCGCCAGCCGACGACAGCGACGUCAACCUGAUGUUUUCCGAGGCGUUGUUGUCGCAACAUUUAGAUGGAACUACCGCCAAGAUCGAGACCAAGGCGUUGGCUAAAGCGUCAAUCCCGUUGGUGGCGACAUUUGUCCUCCAGAACUCGCUCUCCACCGUGUCGGUGUUCACCGUGGGCCACUUGGGCGCCGCCGAACUCGCGGCGGUGCUGAUGGGCGCAAUGACGGCCAACAUCAUGGGCUACGCCACCAUCCAGGGGAUCGCCACGUCGCUCGACACGUUGUGUCCCCAGGCAUUUGGUGCUGGUAACUACAAGCUUGUGGGGACGUACAUGCAGCGGUGCAUCGCCAUCAUCUUCCUUGUGAUGGCCCCCAUUUUGGCUCUGUGGGUGUUUUGGGGUGACGGGUUGUUAUCGAUUGUGGUACCUGACCCUGCUACCGCUCACUUAGCCGGAGUUUACCUCCGUGAUGUGGCUCCGGGUGUCCCCGCCUAUAUCGUAUUUGAGUGCGGUAAACGGUUCCUUCAGGCCCAGGGGAUCUACCACGUGCUGACCCUCUGCUUGCUUGUGGCGGCUCCGCUUAACCUUGUGAUGAACGUCGUGUUAGUCAACUGGUGGGGCUACCAGGGCGCCCCCAUCGCCGUCGCCAUCAACUACUGGAUCAUGGCGUUCUUGCUCUUGUACUUCACCAUCUACCGCAUGCCCGCGUCCAAGACGCCGCUGGGACUCGACCCGAAAGAGUGCUGGCCUGGUUUUGACUGGAAAAACAUCUUCAGUGGCUGGGGUAACUUAAUCAGCUUGGCCAUCCCUGGUUUGGUAAUGUUGGAAGCAGAAUUUUUAUCCUUCGAGAUCAUGACGUUAAUGGCAUCCCACUUAGGUACGAUCAAUUUGGCGGCGCAGCUGAUCGGUGCUACUUUGGCCUCGCUCACUUACCAAGUACCUUUUGCCGUCGGUAUCGCUGCCUCGACGAGAAUCGCUAACUUUUUGGGGGCUGGGCUAGCCAAAAACGCUCACAAGACUACUCAAGUCGCUCUCGCAUUUGGGGCUAUUGUCGCCCUUCUCAAUUUCGGCGUCGUCUACUUCGGCAAGGACUUCAUUGCUCGUCUCUUCACCAACGACCGCCGGGUGAUCAAGACCCUCCACAAAGUCAUCUGGCUCAUUGCCCUCAUGCAAGUCGUCGACGGCAUGAACGCAGUGCUGGCAGGCUGCUUACGGGGCCAAGGCCAGACGAAGAUUGGCGGGGUGGUCAACUUAUUAGCCUACUACGUGGUGGGGCUCCCGCUCUCGAUGUGGCUCACAUUCUACUCGCCGUGGAAGGGGACGUUGGCCGAUAUCUGGGUCGGGUUCGUGGUGGCGCUUCUCAUCAUUCUGGGGGUGCAAUCGACGGUGGCUCUCCGCUCCGACUUCGGUAGACUCGUGGCGAUGGCCAAGGUGAGAGGGGGUGCAUUUGUUGGACAUUGA
Molecule: messenger RNA, 1686 nt
Organism: Diutina rugosa
Lineage: Eukaryota; Fungi; Ascomycota; Pichiomycetes; Serinales; Debaryomycetaceae
Exons: 1
Coding region: 1-1686 (561 amino acids)
Biological process (GO): xenobiotic detoxification by transmembrane export across the plasma membrane
Cellular component (GO): membrane
Molecular function (GO): antiporter activity; xenobiotic transmembrane transporter activity
Source: RefSeq, a predicted model, not a curated record